ACAUCAAGAAAUUGCCACAACAGGCCUCCUUCUGCCAAUUACUAUGUUGGGAAUUUGGAGAUUACAAAGACACAAAAAAUAAGCCCAAAAGAGUCCGAAGAAUUUGUUUGAUAAAAACAAUAGCUUUGCCAAAACAACUCCACCUCUGCAAAUUUGUUAGUUUUUAGUUGUUGGCCAGUCCAGGCAUCCAAAACACCAACCCCCUUAAUCCCUCUUUCUAACCAACCAAUUAGACUGAGAGAGAGAGAGAGAGCAAAACCCAAGUCUCUUCUAAUAUACACCCUAUUGGUGUUUUACACACCCAGUUUGAUAUCUACAUCUCUCUUCCCUUGCAAUGCAAGAAGACCACCCAAGAAUUUCAAUGGCAAAAGCAGGCAAGAUUCUGAGAAAUUCAGUCCAUACUUUUCUUCAGAACUACCAAUUCUUCACCUCAAUUGUGGCACUCAUUGCUUUACCCUUCUCAGCUUCAGUUCUCAUCUCUCAAGCAUUGGUUCCUUCAAGCUCUUCUCUUUUGCCCACCAUUUACAACCGCCUUCAGAGUCUUUUUGAUGCUGCAGGCUUCCCUUCCUCUUCAGAAUUCUUCUCAAUUCUCAACCACAAACUUUCCCAAACAAUCUCUUCCUCAAUCUUCACCAUACCAUUCACCCUCACCUUCUUGCUCAUAACCAAAGCCUCUGUGAUUCAAUAUCUCAAUCACCAAAAGCCAACAACUUUCUCAUCACACCCUUCUUUUUCUUCUGUCAUUUCUCUCUACAUCCCACUCCUCCACACCCAUAUUUUCAACUCAUUCUUGAUCCUCUCUGCUAAUGCAACCGUGUUUUCUCUGCUAUUCAUUGCCUUCAAUUUUCUUGAAGGAUUUGGGUUCUCGUCUCCCAACACCCUCCUCUUCUUAUCAGCAUCUGGGGCUGUUCUUUAUUCUAUAGUUGUUGCCAAUGCUGUCAUAAUAUGCAACUUGUCAUUGGUUUUAUCAGGGACAGAGAGGAGUGGUGGCUACUUGGCAAUUCUCAAGGCUUGUAUUUUGAUAAGAGGAAGAACUGCAACUGCUUUGUCUCUGGCUCUGCCUGUCAACUUGGCCCUGGCUGCAAUCGAAGCAUUGUUCCAAUACCGGGUUGUAAGAGCUUGUCAUUUUGCAGGAAAGCUUGGAUCUUCCGUGACUUUAGAGGGGCUUUUGAUUGCUUAUUUGUACUCAGUUCUUGUUGUUCUUGACACAAUUGUGAGCUUUAUGUUCUUUAAAAGCUGCAAGCCAAGUUCUUGGGCUGAUCAAGAAGGUAAACACUCUUGUGGGAUCGAAUACAGAGACGAAGAAAGUUGUGGUGGCUAUGGAAAUUUGAAGACUCUGAAAGAGCUUCCAUGAAUUUGAUUCAAGCAACCAAAAGGACCCUUCAAAGAACCAAUCCAAUAUCGUUCUUUCUUCAUUUUCAGCGGAAAGAAUAUAGGAAAAAAAAAAAAGGUAUUGCAAAUUGUUUGUAUCUUCAUUCUUCAAUCUUGAAUUCAAAGUUGAUUUCUUUUGCUUGGUAAUCACACCACCAGGCAACUUUCAAGACAUAAAGCAUCCGAAAUUAGGACAAGUGAUCCUAUGCACAGCACAGGGAACAAAAAGUAGAUUAAAAUUGUACACGAGUUUGUUUAUGGUCAUUGUUGCUUUGUGCCAGCCAAGUAGAUUGGCAACUUUUACAGUGUGGAUGAUACAUAGGUUUUCCUUUUUGUGAGUUAGUUCUGUGUUGAUUUAGCAUAGACACAUGACAUUGGUCAAAUUCCAUUGUAAUUGUAAUAUGAAAUUACUUGUCAAUCGAAAGCCCUUGCAAGUUCUUUAUUCUAUUUUUA
Prunus avium (sweet cherry) is the source of this 1824-nucleotide messenger RNA. RefSeq lists its product as uncharacterized. NCBI's taxonomy places the organism in Eukaryota, Viridiplantae, Streptophyta, Magnoliopsida, Rosales, Rosaceae. The record is from RefSeq and is a predicted model, not a curated record.